AGGAACGUGAUAAAAAUGUUUGACAGACUUGGAGAGAUUAUCCUAACCAAUGAGAGGUAUGGGAGUGAUGCAGAGUUGCCAAAGGUUAUGACAUGGUUCCCGAAGCAGGAAGAUUUUACCCCACCUCCUCCUAUGAGUGAGACAACCUUUGAAAAGAUGGAGAGGAUCAGUGCAGCUAUAAAGGUUGGUCGGAAUGAGAUAUCUGAUAUUUUGUACGGAGGAGAUACUCUUGCAGAGGAGAAGGUUAUUAGAUCUCUAGAACUCAAGAGAGACGCUGCCGGCCUCCUUAAACUCUUCCAGGAUUGUGAAGAAGAUCCGAUUACUAAAUCUGGAGAGGGACAGGAGCUGUUGGCAAAAUGUAGAGCAGGACUUAUUGAUUAUCAGGCCAAUAUUAACACCUUAGACCCUCUGAAGUUUGCUAACGAUAUGAAGAUUGAAAAUGAGUUUAAAAGUGGUUUGGAAAAACUGUUGAUCCCCUGGAUAAAUGAUGCAGAGAAGACGACAAAUAAUCCUCUGGAAAAACCAACCAGUUUUGAGCAUGCGCGGGAACUAGAGAUGAAAUGCGUCAAGUUUGCUAAGGAAGUUAGAAAAGCGAAUAAGCUGCUGGGAAGGAUAGAAGAAGCGGCAAAAAGAUUGUCCAGCAAUCAAACCACUGCAGAGAUGGCAGUAGAAGCAGAGAAAACUCGGUUCCGUAAGAUUGCUAGUAUUGCUGCAACUAGAGUAGAAAGUAUGCGAGAUCUUUUAAUUAGGUGGGAGGAGAUGACUGUAUCUACAGAGAAGGAUAAACUGGAUUUCCAACCUCUCACCAUGUUUCUAAAAUGCUAUGCUGUUUAUUUUUCAUGAAUAAAAUGUCUAAAAUUGCAAGGAAUAAAUUCACAUUGUUCUGUU
Molecule: messenger RNA, 888 nt
Organism: Eurytemora carolleeae
Lineage: Eukaryota; Metazoa; Arthropoda; Copepoda; Calanoida; Temoridae
Exons: 10
Coding region: 16-843 (275 amino acids)
Source: RefSeq, a predicted model, not a curated record